Messenger RNA from Diatraea saccharalis (sugarcane borer), 979 nucleotides. The record is from the annotation of a GenBank genome assembly. Lineage: Eukaryota; Metazoa; Arthropoda; Insecta; Lepidoptera; Crambidae.
CAAAUGAGAACGGCACUUGGGCACUACGAAAGUUGUUUUGCUUGCUUGCGCUAGAAAAAGAGAAUCAUUGUUGACGAUAAAACUUGGGUAUACCAACUUUUAUUACAUUGUUUAUUGUUAAAAAUUGUGAUGUAAUAAUAUCAAAUUUGCUGCAUAACACAAUCAUGGGUAUCAAAGUUGUAGAUAUAGUUGUUGUAUUAGUGAAUCUUGUAUACUGCGUUUAUUCCGAGCACAUCCUGCCCUGCAAUGUGAGUGCUUUGUACCCGUGUCAAGGGCAAAAUCAGGUAUGCAAUCAAUUAACCCGUCAGUGCGUUUGCAAAAGCGGUUUCACGUUCGUCAAUGAUAGCUGCGAGAUCCCCAGUGAGGAUUCGAGACACACAGUGACGGGUAUAGUGGUAUCGGUCUUCACAAUAGCACUUAUAGCUUGUGGGAUAAUUUUAGUAUUCAGAAAGUAUGAUCUAGCCAAUUACAUAAGGCAAAAGAUCAGUAUGAGACGAAACAACACCGCGGCGUAUGAGGACGUUAUGAUAGGUCACGAUGACCCUCCAUUGAACCCUUGAAGAUGCCUUAUAGCUGGAGAUAUUAGUUGUCAGAGCUUCUGACUAUAGUAGAUUUAAAAUUAUUUUGAUUAUAUUUAUAUUGUUUAUGUAGCCACAGAAUUUUGCUGUAAUGGAACAUAGAAACUUCCAUGACUAUACAUUGUUAUUUAAAUUUGCCUGCUUGUAUCUAUUAAGUAUUAAUGUAGAACAGGGAUGUCCAAACUAGAAUCUAAUUUACUAGAAUAAUGAUUGUAACCCAGAGAAUGGAAGUUUGGAGAUCCCUGAUAUAUAAUAGGGAAUGCAAUAUUGCUAUUCAGUAUCCUAUACUACUAACAGCCAGGGUGUUAAAUUAAACUCUAAACACCUUAGACUUUAAGGAAAAACACAUCAUGUAGGCCAGGGGUGGCCAACUUGUUUAGACCUAAGAUUGACUUUUCACU